Phytomonas sp. EM1 is the source of this 1278-nucleotide messenger RNA. NCBI's taxonomy places the organism in Eukaryota, Euglenozoa, Kinetoplastea, Trypanosomatida, Trypanosomatidae. The record is from the annotation of a GenBank genome assembly.
AUGACACUAAACAACCGUACUUCGACUAUUACUCAUUAUGCUUCAAUUGUUAGUAUGACGAAGAGACUUCUCUUAAAUGGGCCUGCUUCUGUCAACGGCAUCCGAAAGCUCAGUCGUGCUUUUGGAAUCAGCAAUGACUGUGGCGGUUUCCGCAUUACACGCGAUGCCUUUCGCGCAUCGCUUAAGGAGGUCGAGAUACUUCUAGCUGAGGACCAACUAAAGGUAAUUUUUACGAUACUGGAUCAAUCUGGAUCCGACACUCUCGAUCCAUCUGAAUUUGUGGCUGCCCUUCGCUAUAAUAUCUCCCCGCUACGGAGGGUAUGGGUGCGUCGUGUGCUGAACACCUUCUCUUUGAAUCCAGAUGGUACCAUCCCGCUAUCGGAGCUGCAUGCUAAUUUUCGAGCGGAGGGUCACCCAGUCAUGGUGAGCGGCGCGCGCACUGCGAGUGAGGUUGCUGAGGAUUUUCAAUCUUCCUUUAAUCUGGCUACAAACCCUGAGGGAGUGAUCAGCGUACAGGAGUUUGAGGAAUACUACGCUGGCAUUUCUGGAACCUUUUGUGAUGACGUCGACUUCGUCGCAAUGCUGCGCGGCGUGUGGCCGAUCAAAGGGGUUUGCAAUGGUUUUUCACAGACCUUAGCACUUGAAGCUGACCCCACCCAGCGAAGCUUUUCUGCUUACCAAACUAUUGAGCAGAAGAACCAGGUGGUGGAAAGGAUGAAAGUGACCUCGAAAAUGAUGUCCAUCAUCGUUGAUGAGCACCGACGGAAGGUUACGUCCGAUGGCGGGCUGUCUUUGCGCCUGCUUGGCUUAGCCCUGCGUUCUGCGGAUACGUCGGAUAGCCUUUUUCUUAGCGUUCAAGACUUUUUGGGCGCACUGCGCUCGCGUCGUCUCUACAUCGAAUGCCCGGAGGCCAUUUGUAUGUUGGAUACCAAUCGGGAUGGCAGUGUGGAUUAUGUCUACUACCUGGAGUUGUUAGUUCCCGAAUUGCCUGCCACACGGCGUCUUCUGCUGGAGCGUCUCUGGCAGAAACUUUUCCCAGAAAAAGACAGCCGAGGGCGAGUGCGGAUAAAGGAAUUUCAGGCUAAAUUUGUGGCUAGAAACGCAGACGAGAAAAAUGGGUUCCUCAGCGCGUGGGAUGUGCGAAAGGCAGUGAGGGGGAAGGUUGGGCUGUCUGAGCUAAUAGAGUGGUAUGUUCCCACAAGCCUUGGAAUACAGUUAGAGAAAGACUUCGAAACUCUUUUACGUGAGCAUUGGCCUGAAUUCACCGAUAGCAACUAA